Fusarium falciforme is the source of this 1371-nucleotide messenger RNA. RefSeq lists its product as hypothetical. Gene Ontology annotation, cellular component: membrane. Gene Ontology annotation, biological process: malate transmembrane transport. The transcript has 2 exons. NCBI's taxonomy places the organism in Eukaryota, Fungi, Ascomycota, Sordariomycetes, Hypocreales, Nectriaceae. Gene Ontology annotation, molecular function: malate transmembrane transporter activity. The record is from RefSeq and is a predicted model, not a curated record. Bases 1 to 1371 code for a protein of 456 amino acids.
AUGGAAAGCAGGGGGGACAGAUCGGCUUGGACCGAGUCCAUCGUGUCGACGCGCAAGAACUCGUCGGAAUGGCAGUUAUCGAGACCAAACUCGCCCAUUCUGAGUCUCAAGCCGGACCACGAAAAGACAAACGACGCCAACCCGGACACAAAUACAGAUAUCUUCAACCCAUCCAUGACACCGGCUGUCGAAAAGGGCGAGGACCCGUUCCGUGACGACCCAGACCACCCCGGCGGCGGUGUCGACAUGUUCGAUCCGAACCGGCCCAAGAUGCCCCUGAAGCAGCGGCUGCACCACUUCACAUGGGCUUGGUACACGCUCACCAUGAGUACCGGUGGUCUGUCGCUCCUCAUCUUCGCCCAGCCGCACCAGUUCCCUGGUCUCAGGCAGAUCGGCAUGGCUGUCUACGUGGUCAACAUCUUGCUGUUCGUCGCCGUAUGCUCUGCCAUGGUGCUGCGGUUCUUCUUCAACCCCGGAGACAUGGCCAAGUCGCUCACCCACGAGCGCGAGGGCUUCUUCUUCCCGACCUUCUUCCUCUCCAUCGCGACCCUCAUCACCGGUACCCAACGCUACGCCAUCCCCAACAACGACUCGACGCUGGUGUGGGCCAUUCAAGUGGCCUUUUGGGGAUACGUCAUCCUCACCCUCAUGCUGGCCAUCGGCCAGUACAGCUAUGUGUUCGCCGCCCACAGCUUCGGCCUGCAGACCAUGAUGCCGACGUGGAUCCUUCCCAUCUUCCCCAUUAUGCUCUCGGGCACGAUUGCCUCCGUCAUCGCUGACACGCAGCCCGAGAUCGCGGCCGUUCCCAUCAUCGUGGCCGGCUUGACGUGCCAGGGUCUCGGCCUGUCGGUCGCCGUCCUCAUGUACGCACACAUGGUCGGCCGCUUGAUGUCGGCCGGCCUGCCCAACCGCGAGCACCGUCCCGGCCUGUUCAUGAACGUCGGCCCCCCGUCAUUCACUGCUCUGGCCCUCAUCGGUAUGGCCAACGGCCUCCCCGACAGCUUUGACCCCGACCUGGACGGCGUCAUCAUCGACGCUGGCAUCAUCCGUACAAUUGCCCUGAUAUCCGGCAUCAGCCUCUGGGCCCUCGCGGCCUGGUGGUGGGGCAUUGCCGUCAUCGCGGUCCUCCAGUCGCCUCCCGUCUACUUCCAUCUCGGCUGGUGGGCCAUGGUCUUCCCCAACACCGGUUGGAUCCUUGCCACCAUCUCCAUCGGAAAUGCCAUGGCCAGCGAGGCAGUCAAGUGGAUGGGCACCGGCAUGAGCAUUGUGCUCCUCCUCACCUACUUCUAUGUCCUCUACAACCACGUCCGGGCCGUGGUAAAACAAGAUAUCAUGUACACCGGAAGGGACGAGGAUUACAACGACCACUAG